GAUGGAAACUAAAAGACCCUCUAUUGGCCAUUUCCUUUCCCGCUUCACACAAUCCAUCCAAUUUCCUAAACACAAAUAUAACUACUUUUUCUUUCCUUGUUUUUCUCUCUUCCAUUUCUAUGCCACUCUCUUCUCCCUAGCAAUUUUCUAUGACGAACAAACAAAGAAAGAAAACAAGAACAAUACAUAAUUCAUACUAAAUCAACUCGAAAAUUCCCAUCUAACAUGUCGUCUUUCAUUUGAUUGUCCUAAAUGCGCUACAAUGUACCGGAGGACGCUGACCUUAAACUGGGAUGGUCUUGGAGAAGACAAUGAUCACUUCUUCGAGUCAAAUGACCGGCUUUCCACGGUCGUUCCCCAAGACUUGUCGUCCUCAGGAUCAGAUGAUGAGGUCGAGUUCGUGGAUAGUAGACGUUCCUUCUCUGCCUCGGUUUCUAUCAAGAAUAACUUCCGAGGCCUUGAGAUGGAGACAGAAAAACCCGUCUCCAUCUCCAAUUCUCCUCCUCCCAUUGUCAUGGAAGAUUACGGCAUGUGGAUGGCUGAACCAGGAGAUGUCAAAGAACGUCGAAAACGCUUACUCAAGGGAAUGGGAUUGACAAGCAGUAAGGAACUCCUCAAGCUAACAAGUACCAAAUUUAAAAGAGCCAUUUCAAGAAAAGUUGAUGCAUGCCAAGAUUCCACAUCAAAAGUUCACAUUUGUUCUUCUGAGGAAGAACUAAAACAAGAAGUUGACAUUAAUUCCUUUAAUAAAGAACUAAAACAAGAGUCAGAUCCUUCUAAUUCACCACCAAUUUUACUUCUCAGGGCAAGAUCAGAUGGUGACAUUGAGUUUUUCUCUGUCAACACCAAGAAAAGGAAAGAAGAACUGCUCGGAGAUGUUUCUAAACAACGUCUUACCAGGACAUUUUCAGGAGUUUUGGGACAAGCCACAAGAAUAUGCCAAUACACGAAUUCUGCUGCUGUAAUGGCGCCACCUAAAACGGGAACAAAUAAAUCUUCUCCGCCACAAAAUGGAAGCGAAACACCAUCAUCCACAUUGCCAAAUGGAGGUGCUGAUUCAGGAUUUUCUUCAUUUUUCCUGAUAAAAAAUCUGGACACAGGAAAGGAAUUCAUUGUCAAAGAGGCUAAUGAAGAGGGAAUGUGGAAUAAGCUCAGUGAUCUACAAACUGGGAAGCAACUUUCCAUGGAGGAAUUUGAGAAAUCUGUGGGAUACUCACCGGUUGUUAAGGAACUGAUGCGCCGAGCAAAUGUUUCGGCAAAUGAUGAAAGAAAACUAAAAGUAAAUGCAUAUAUCAGCAAGAGUGUCAGAUAUAGCAAGAAAACAGGAGUUGCUUUCUUGAAGAACAUAAAAGAAGUUGCAAAUAGCAUGAGCAUAGCAAAAGCUGAUAAAGAACUCGAGCUGCCUGCACAAGUGGAACAGAAACAGAAGAAGGAUUCAUCCCAAUGGAUUAAAGUCCGGCAGCAAGGAAAGAUUCAUAAAGAAUUCACGGCUUUGCAAUUGUGUCAAGAAAUUCAGGCUCAUGAGGGCUCCAUAUGGACCAUAAAAUUCACCGCGGACGGUCGGUAUCUAGCAACUGCAGGGGAAGACCGAGUAAUUCAUGUAUGGGAAGUGCAAGAAUGUGAUGUUAUGUCUACAAAACAAUCCGAUGAUCCGAAUUCUGGUGACACACCAACGGCUGGAAGUAAUUCGGAUCGUCCACCUUUGCCAGUAAUGAUUCGUAUGCAAUCAGAAAGAAGGAAAAAAGGAAAGAUUCCCAAUAAAAAGAAGGGACACUCAGUUCCAGACUAUGUAAAUGUACCCGAAAUUGUAUUUGCUCUCUCAGAAAAACCAGUAUGCUCUCUCAAUGGUCAUCAAGAUGAUGUCCUGGACCUAUCUUGGUCAAGUUCUCAGCAACUUCUCUCAUCCUCAAUGGACAAAACAGUCAGGCUAUGGGAUAUUGAAACUCAGAGUUGCUUAAAAAUGUUUGCACACAACGAUUACGUGACCUGCAUACACUUCAAUCCAGUCGAUGAUGACCACUUCAUCAGCGGUUCACUGGAUGGAAAGGUUCGAAUUUGGAAUGUAUCUGAUCGUAAAGUUGUGGACUGGACAGAUCUUCAUGAAAUGGUUACUGCUACUUGCUACUCUCCUGACGGCGAGGGUGCUAUAAUUGGCUCACAUAAAGGAAGCUGUCGCACAUACAGUACCUCUGAAUGCAGGCUGGAACAAAGGGAAAACUUUGAACUCGAACCCAAAAAGAAGUCCCUAGCGAAAAAAGUCACUGGUUUUCAGUUUGCUCCAGGGAAUCCAACAGAAGUGCUUGUAACUUCAGCUGAUUCGCGUGUCAGAAUUUUUGAUGGAUCAGAAAUGACACAUAAAUUUAGAGGUUUCCGGAAUACAAGCAGCCAAAUUUCAGCUACAUUUAGUCAAGAUGGGAAGUAUAUAGUAAGCGCAAGUGAAGACUCUCAGGUGUAUAUCUGGAAGAGAGAAGAGCCUAAAAGUGCAAACGGUAAAUCUAAAAGUGCAGCAAACGUUCAAUCAUACGAGCACUUCUCAUGUAAAGAUGUUUCAGUUGCCAUCCCAUGGCCUGGCAGUAUAAAGAAUCAGCCACCACUUGCAGAUCAGAUAAAUUCCAAAAGGGAUUCAAAACGUUCCCCCCCACCAGAUCCCACCAAUGGCUCUCCCACGAGGGAACAAAACUCGGCUGAUGCAAAUGGAAAGAGAAAUUUACCACCUCUGUCGGCCAAGAAAACCAGUGCAGUGGAGAAAAUCCAAACUUGUCAAGAUGAAGACUCGGCUCAAGACUCUCCAACAGACCGUGGAGUUGGUGCUAGUGAAUCGUUUUCAUCGAGUUUCGGAUCCAUCAGAGAUGGUGACUCACCUUCUAUGUAUUUUUCCAGCAGGUUUGAUGGUAGCAACAAUCAAGGAAAUAACAUUAUUCAAUCAACAGCAUGGGGCAUGGUAAUCGUGACAGCAAGCUCGGGAGGGGAUAUCAGGGUCUAUCAAAACUUUGGGAUGCCAUUGAAAGCUAGUCGACCGACCAAUCUCUUUUGACACUUAACAACUUUGUAUAUUGUGAACAAAAUGCUGCCUACAAUAAUUCCAUUAUUGGGCAUGCAAUUUUCUUCUUUAUAGUUGUUAAGAACUAGAGUCAAGCUCAAGUCCAGUACGCCUUCCGCUGUCAAUGCCUGUGACGUCAAACAGGCAAUUUUGGUACCCUUUUUAGAUUAGACGCCAAUUAGCAGAGUUUUGUUCAAUGUUGAAAAUAAUUAAGCAUUUUUGGCUGUUGAACUCGUUUUAAUUUGUGUAAAGCUCUGGUGUCUUUUGUAAGAGUCAGCAGACUCGCUGUUACAAGUGUUUAACGCUGUUUUUGGUACAGUUAGAUCAGCUCCUUAGUCAAAA
Capsicum annuum is the source of this 3382-nucleotide messenger RNA. RefSeq lists its product as uncharacterized. The record is from RefSeq and is a predicted model, not a curated record. Bases 263 to 3034 code for a protein of 923 amino acids. The transcript has 7 exons. Gene Ontology annotation, molecular function: protein binding. NCBI's taxonomy places the organism in Eukaryota, Viridiplantae, Streptophyta, Magnoliopsida, Solanales, Solanaceae.